Messenger RNA from Rotaria sp. Silwood2, 1848 nucleotides. NCBI's taxonomy places the organism in Eukaryota, Metazoa, Rotifera, Eurotatoria, Philodinida, Philodinidae. The record is from the annotation of a GenBank genome assembly.
AUGGACAAGACGAAUUUAAAAACAAUUGCUAGCGACUCAUCCUUAUUGUCCACUACAAAUAAACCAAAGAAAUCAUUAUCUUCGUCUUUAUCAUCAGCAGCAAAAAGCACGGACACGAGUGCCAUGCUUCACAGACCUGUUCAUCAAACAUUUCAAAACUUCCUUCUCGUCUGGCUUGAUGAAAAUAUCGAUGAGUCGAAGGAAGAAUUUCAAAAAUCACUGAGCGAUCUACGACAUAUUGUGGCAUCAAUCACGAUAUUUACAGAUGCUCAAGAAUGUUUUACUUGUCUUAGUGACAUUAAGGAUGAAAAGAUACUUAUGAUUGUAUCAGAUUCACUGGCGCAACAAGUAGUACCAGAAUUUCAAGCAAUACCACAAUUAGAUUCAAUUUAUGUUUUCUGUACCAAUCAGUUAGUUCAUGAACAGUGGACCAAAAAAAUACCGAAGGUAAAAGGCGUGUACGCAGAAAUCGAAUUGAUUUAUGAAGCAUUAAAAAUGGAUCGUGAACGAUGUGAUCGAGCUUUGAUUUCGAUCAGUUUUAAUGGCAUUGAUGCUCUAUUCACCUACGCGCAAUUAUUAAGAGAAACACUUUUGGACGUCGAAGACGAUGAUAGUAAGUCUAUUAAAGAAUUCAUUCAAUAUUGUCGCCUUCAAGAUGAUAUUGAUGAAGACGAAAUUCAAAAGAUCGAACGAGAAUAUGAUUGUCAUACACCAAUUUGGUGGUACACAGCUCCCUAUUGUAUUAACUCGAUGCUGAAUCGUGGUCUUCGACAAAUGAAUAUCGAUAUUAUAUUUAAAAUGGGCUUCUUCAUUCGUCAUCUACAUCGACAUAUCGAAAGUUUACACCAGGAACAACAGAGCAGUAAGAGGGGGACAUCAGCUAAAUUCCAAGUCUUUCGCGGACAAGGUUUAUCCGUAGAAGCCUUCGAAAACAUGAAAAAAACAAAGGGAAGACUUAUGUCCUUUAACAAUUUUCUUUCCACAAGUCGCAACCGUCAUAUUUCAGUGAAACAGUUUGCAAGACCGGCAGCAUUCGAUCUGAAUUCAGUUGGCAUCCUGUUUGUUAUAACUAUUGAUCCAGCACAUAGCAUGGCAUCAUCGACUCCUUUUGCUGAAGUCAAAAGUGUUAGCUUUUCUGAAGAUCAAGAGGAAGAAAUACUUUUUACGACACAUGCGAUUUUUCGCAUUAAUCGCGUUGAACGCAUUGAAGACAAGCAUACUUAUCGCUUCUGGCAAGUUGAUCUGACCCUCAUCGGCAACCAAGACAAUGAUUUUAGUAAACUUAUGACACGGAUUCGCGAAGAGCAUAGUUCAGCAAAAGGUUGGCCUCGAUUGGGUCUAAUUCUUAUUGAAGUCGAAGCUUUUGCAAAAGCAGCAGAGCUUUUUAAUAUCUUGUUGGAAAAGGCCACUUACGAUGAAGAUAGAGCGGACAACAAUUUUCAACUUGGUUGGGUGCAUUAUAACAUGGGAGAGUAUGCGACAGCACUUACAUUUUACGAACGAGCGCUCGAUAUUUACCAACAAAUGUUUCCUCCUAAUGACCGCAAAUUGGCGAAUUCCUAUAACGGCAUCGGAGAAGUUUAUAAUCACAUGGGCGAGUACUUGAAAGCACUUUCAUUUUUCGAGAGAGCACUAGAUGUUCUAAAAAUAACUAUUUCUCUUAAUCAUCCGGAUUUGGCUUAUCUGUAUAAUAACAUUGGAUUGGUGUACGAUAACAUCGGUGACUACUCAAAUGCACUUUCAUUUCUAGAGAAAACACUUGAUAUGCGCCAGAAAUCGCUCCCAUCAGCGCAUCCUAUAAUCGCAGAAUUAAAACGUAACAUCGAAAAUAUAAAAAAGAAAUUGUAG